Rhodotorula graminis WP1 is the source of this 1980-nucleotide messenger RNA. RefSeq lists its product as uncharacterized. The transcript has 3 exons. NCBI's taxonomy places the organism in Eukaryota, Fungi, Basidiomycota, Microbotryomycetes, Sporidiobolales, Sporidiobolaceae. The record is from RefSeq and is a predicted model, not a curated record. Bases 1 to 1980 code for a protein of 659 amino acids.
AUGCACGAGCGACUCGGCACCGACGACUCGCUGCUCGAGGUCGACGGCCUCGCCGACUUUGCCGCCCGCCUGCGCGACAGCAACUCGUCGAGCGGUGCGGCAGGAGGCGCAAGCGGCAGCAGCAGCCGCGGUCGGGAGGGCCAGCAGCGAGGGUGGGUCCACGACGACAAGGAGCAGGACAACCCGCACUUGCAGCCGGCGCGCUACAGCCCUCGCGACCUGCCCUUCCCCGCCGGCUCCUCUCCGCCUUCAACCGCACCUCGAACCUCGGCCUCGCCGACAGGGCGUGCAGACCUCGACAGCGACGAGUUCCCGUCCGGCUUGCACCCGACCGCAGCCAGGACCUCGCACGCUCGCCCGUCGCUCCCUCGACCCGCCUGGUUCGAAUCCCCUCCUCCUCGCGCUCGCCCUCACCUCGAGCGAGAAGGGCCACUCGACGUCGACCACCGGCACCAAGACUCGCUGCGCAGCGCGACGUCCUACGGCCACCCUCCCCCGUUCUCGCCCGCCUCGACGCUCCCCUAUCCUCCUCCGCCGCCAUUCGUCUCGCCCGCCUACGCCGACCCGUACGCCGUUGCCUACCCGUUCGACCACUCCGUCGAGUACCGCACCGACGUUCGCGGCGACCUCGGCGCGUCGAGCUGGUCCGCCACGACCGCCGACGUCGACGUCGAGCACGAUGCCGCGAGCGAGAAGGGCUAUGCCGCUCUGCCCGGCCCGAGCGUCGGCGAGUGGCACGCUCCCGGCGGCGCAUACCUCCAUGGCGUCGGGUUCGACGACUCGCACGCUCGCGGCGCCGCUCAGCCGGCCAAGAAGAGCGCUGCGGCGCUCGAGCGGCGGCGCGAGCAGCUCGCGCGCAAGUUUGGCGGGUCGAGCGGUCGGCCGGCGGCGACAGGCGUUCGAGCGGGAGCGCGAGGAGCGAGGACAGAGGAGGAGGAGGCGACGGGCGUCGAUGCGGGCGGGCGGCUCGUCACGGUCGGGCGCCGCAAGCGCGUCUUCCUGCGGUGCGCUCAGGCUGCGGGCGCUCUACUCGUCGGCGUAUGCGCGAUUGGUGCAGCUUUCACCCACCCCGUCGAGUCGGCCGACCAUCCCGCUCCGGCGCCAAAGGGCUCAGCACCUCAUUGGGCCCUCAUCGUCCUCCCCUUCCUCAGCCUCUCCCUCACGCUCUACCUGUUCGCCCUCCAUCCGUGCCUGUACCGCCGCCAACGAGCGCGCGAGGACCCGGCGCACGGACCCGGCGGGGCGGCGCCGGGCGCGCUCGGUGUCUACCCGCUCGUGCAGCCGCAGCAGCCGUCGCACUCGAAGCGUAGCUGGUUCGGCGGCGGCGAUGCACGAGGAGGACGAGGAGGAGGUCCAGGAGCCGGCGGCGGCCUGAGCGUCAACCUCGUCGUCGACCCGAGGUUCCUGCCAAGGUUCGACGGCGUCGACGACGCACAGCGAGCGUCUGACGUCGAGCGGCGGGAGCGGCAGCAGAAGAAGCGGCGCCGCAAGCGUCAACGCCGGCGCGAGGAGCGACGACGAGCCGCCGCCGCCGCAGGCGAGGGCGCCGGCCUCUCUUCUUCCUCCUCGUCGUCUUCCCUUUCGAGCCUGUCGUCCGACGACUCGGAUCCUUGGACCGCCUCGAGGUCGGCCGCCGGUCCUCGCGACAGCACGUCGAGCAACCCGCGGCGGGCCCUCCUCUCGCACCUCUCGCACGAGGCGACCUGGCGCGCGGCACGGUCGUUCGGCAAGCGCAUCGCGGCGGUCGACUUUGCGUGCUGCGUCGUCUGGGGCGCGGUGAGCGUGUGGGCGAUCGGGUGGGCGGGCAAGUGUACGCCGGGCGUCGGCGAGGGCUUUUGUAACCUGUUCAACUCGGCCGAGGCGUGCGCUGUCCUGGCGACCGUCGCUUUCGCGUCGUCGUUCGCGCUCGACUGCUUCGACUUGAGUCGAGCGAAAUUGAGCCCGAGGAUGCGGCAGCAACGUCUCGUCGGGUCUGUGUAA